AUGGCUACAGCCGGAGAGGUCGAGCCUAAGAUCCACGACCCGCAUACGGUCGGGAAUAACCAGGCUAUUCUCAACGAGAAAAAAGACUCGACUUCUGAUCUUGAGCACCAACACGCCGAGAACCCUACCGCGAAUGCGAACAACGCGGCUGACCGCGAGCACUUCGAGAAGUACGGCACGUAUGAGAAAUAUGAGAUCACCGAAGAGGACUGCUACGAGGAGCUUGGCUUCUCGUUCCCCAACUGGAAGAAAUGGUUGAUUCUCUCAAUUGUUUUUCUCGUGCAAGUCAGCAUGAACUUCAACACGUCGCUCUACAGCAACGCAGUCGGCGGCAUUUCCAAAGAGUUCGGUGUCAGCGCCCAGGCUGCCCGUCUUGGUGCUGCGCUUUUCCUGAUCACAUACGCUUUCGGCUGCGAGCUGUGGGCGCCUUGGUCUGAGGAGCUCGGACGAUGGCCUAUCCUCCAGCUCAGUUUGUUCUUUGUCAACAUCUGGCAAAUCCCCGUCGGCAUUGCGCCCAACUUCGGAACGAUUCUGGCGUUCCGUUCGCUCGGUGGUCUGUCUACCGCUGGUGGAUCGGUCACGCUUGCGAUGGUGGCUGAUAUGUGGGAGGCGAAUGAGCAGCAGUACGCUGUGGCUUUUAUCGUCUUCUCUUCAGUCGGUGGCUCCGUCCUCGGUCCCAUUGUGGGAGGCUUCGUCGAGCAGUUCCUUGCCUGGCGCUGGAACAUCUGGAUCCAGCUCAUCUUCGGAGGCGCUGUUCAGAUUGCCCAUGCUCUCAUCGUACCCGAAACCCGUACAACCGUCCUCAUGGACAGGAUCGCGAAGAAGCGCCGCGCGGAGGGCGAGAAGAAUGGCAAGCCGGUGAACAUCUGGGGGCCCAACGAGCUCAGGACCUUCAAGGAACGCUUCAACCCGCGUGAGAUCCUCACCACCUGGAUGCGACCAUUCCGCAUGUUCUUGACUGAGCCCAUUGUUCUGGUCUUGUCGCUGCUUUCCGGUUUCUCUGAUGCCAUCAUCUUCAUGUUCCUCCAAUCAUACGCUCUAGUGUUUGAGCAGUGGGACUUCGCCGUCUUCUCCAUUGGCCUCGCGUUCUGUGGUAUCGGUGUCGGUUACUUCAUUGCAUGGGCCAGCUUCAUCCCCGCCAUUAAGCGCAACGAGCGACUCCGACGUGAGCGACCUGGCGAUGAGCAGGCUCAGUACGAAUCCAGACUCUGGUGGCUUCUUUAUACCGCGCCAUGCCUGCCCAUUGGACUCAUCAUCUUCGCCUGGACGUCGACUGGCCCGCCAAUCCACUGGAUGGGACCUAUUAUUGGCAGCGCUAUUAUCGGCAUCGCCAACUACGCGAUCUACAUGGCCACCAUCGACUACAUGAUUUGCGCCUACGGGCCGUACAGUGCCUCAGCGACCGGCGGUAAUGGCUGGGCACGUGACUUCUUGGCUGGUGUGCUCACCCUUCCCGCGACCCCGUUCUUCAAGAACAUCGGCGGCAAGAACCAUUUGGCCAACGCAUCCACCAUUCUCUUCUGCAUUUCUGUUUUGCUCGUCAUCUCGGUCUACGUCAUCUACUGGAAGGGUCCGGUCAUGCGCGCUCGCAGUCCUUUCGCCCAGCAGCUCAGCUCUGCGCGCAACGAGACUGGCGGUAGGAGAGUCAGUGCGUUGCCCGGCAUCUACGGUUCAAGGCAGAACUCGGUUACUGGUUCGAUGCCUACUUCGAGGCGUGCCUCCGCAACUCGUGCGCAGGCUGGUGAGCACAGGCAUCACACUGCGGAUGGCAUGCGGAAGAUCAACCAGAAGGAGAACUCGCAAGUACCUGCAGGUAUUGAGCAGCAUUGA
Messenger RNA from Parastagonospora nodorum SN15, 1830 nucleotides. RefSeq lists its product as hypothetical. Gene Ontology annotation, biological process: transmembrane transport. NCBI's taxonomy places the organism in Eukaryota, Fungi, Ascomycota, Dothideomycetes, Pleosporales, Phaeosphaeriaceae. Gene Ontology annotation, molecular function: transmembrane transporter activity. The coding region runs from base 1 to 1830 and encodes 609 amino acids. The transcript is spliced from 2 exons. The record is from RefSeq and is a predicted model, not a curated record.